GAUAAACUAACGGAGCUGAUUAGUUGUGCUAUAGACAGCAAAUCUUACUCAUUUUUACAACUUGUGAACAUGACCCACGAUACGAGGGAAACAAAGAUUAAGGAGUACUAUGAUGUUGCGCUGGACUUGAUUACCAAAUGCGGUCCCAUAUUUAUGGAGGGCUAUAAUAAAGCCAAGAAGGAGGUCAUGGUAAAAGACGCCUUUUUUGACUUCGUCACCGUCUACGAUCAACAAAUUGAGGAAAAACUAACCGAGGGUCUGUUGAAAGCAUUCCCGGAAUCAGUUUUUAUAGGGGAGGAAACCUUGGCUGGUAAAAAGAAGUUGCCAGAUCUGACAGAUGCACCUACAUGGAUCAUAGAUCCUAUUGAUGGCACCACCAACUACAUACACAGGCUGCCUCAUUGCGGUAUUUCGGUUGCUUUGACUAUUGAUAAAGAGCUGGAGAUAGGCAUUAUCUAUAAUCCGGUAGCCAAUGAGCUAUUCUCGACCAGGAAAGGUCAUGGCGCCUUUCUAAAUGGCGAACCUAUUCAAGUUACCGCCGCAACUGAGAUGUCUAGUGCAGUGGUUGGACUUGAAAUUACGCUGAUUAAUGUGCCUCAAUUGCGUGAUAGAAGUCUCAAACGUGCCUAUAAGCUGGGCUCUUUUGCUGCUGGCACGCGAUGCUUGGCUAGCGCUGCAUUGUCUCUAGCGUAUGUAGCAAAGGGCACAUUGGAUGUCUAUCACGUGGAUUACUUAAAGCCUUGGGAUGUAGCUGCUGGCGUUUUGCUUGUGCGUGAGGCCGGCGGUGUGGUACACAAUACGAAUGGUAGCGCUUUCAAUGUGAUGAAACCAAAUCUUGUCGCAGCCGGCACAGAGCCGCUUGCUCAGUCGGUAAUACAACUGAUCGAACAGGCGGAUCAUAUGAGGGAAUACAAAUUCACUUAGCUAUGAACUAAAAUUCUGCACUUACAUUGGGCGGCAUGCCGUGCUGAUAGCCAAGUGGCGACAUAUU
Molecule: messenger RNA, 991 nt
Organism: Drosophila hydei
Lineage: Eukaryota; Metazoa; Arthropoda; Insecta; Diptera; Drosophilidae
Product: inositol monophosphatase ttx-7-like
Exons: 4
Coding region: 70-924 (284 amino acids)
Biological process (GO): inositol metabolic process; signal transduction; phosphatidylinositol phosphate biosynthetic process
Molecular function (GO): inositol monophosphate 1-phosphatase activity
Source: RefSeq, a predicted model, not a curated record